Molecule: messenger RNA, 3404 nt
Organism: Onychostruthus taczanowskii (white-rumped snowfinch)
Lineage: Eukaryota; Metazoa; Chordata; Aves; Passeriformes; Passeridae
Gene: DGLUCY
Product: D-glutamate cyclase
Exons: 16
Coding region: 200-2038 (612 amino acids)
Biological process (GO): glutamate metabolic process
Molecular function (GO): D-glutamate cyclase activity
Source: RefSeq, a predicted model, not a curated record
GUUAAAGCAGCCUUGGUGGUCGCUGGAAAGGCGCACGGCCUGCAGGGUUAUCGCGGCUCAGGAGGUGCCUGGCAAGGGCUUGCUUGUCGUGAGGCGGGAGUGGGCGAGGGUGCUGGCUUUGAAGUUUCAUCUUCCUUGUCAAGAUCUGGAAGUGCAGCUCAGGAUGUUUGUGCCCACAAAUCAGUAGUAGGAUGAAAAGAUGCUUUUGACAGGAGGGUUGAAUUCUCUCCUUCCCCAUGUGCUAAGAAGAAUAAUUCGAUGCAAUAGACUCAGUAUUAGUAAUAUUUCUGGAAUGGCAGAAGGUUAUAAACAGGCCAGUGUUGUGAUUUUGCACAAGUCCCUGGCUGAUGACUUUGAGAAGUUCUGCCAUGCAAACAAUGGACCCCUGCCACUGCUGUACAGAAGUCAACCAGGUGACUGGAAAUGUCCUUCCCUGAGUAGUGAUUCUGAUAUCAGAACUGACUGCCUACAGUACAGAAAAUAUGAGCAUGGAGCUUGUACUGGAUCACUGAAAAGCCUUAAGGAGUAUUCUGAACAACUCAAGGACAUGGUGACUUUUUAUUUAGGCUGCAGCUUCUCUUUUGAAAAAGCAGUCCAAAACGCUGGCAUUCCUAUCAGAAACGUCGAGCAAAAAUGUAAUGUAAGCAUGUACAAAACAUCUGUGCCUUGCUACAGCGUUUCUAUGUUUCACUGCAACUUAGUAGUCACAAUGAGACCUAUUCCUGAAAGCAAGCUGGGAGCAGCUGUGGUAGCAACGUCUGAAUUAAAAGAAGCCCAUGGAGCACCAGUUCACAUCGGUGACCCUGGUCUGCUGGGAAUACAAGAUCUUUCUAAACCAGACUAUGGAGAUCCAGUUCACUUUCACCCUGGUGACAUUCCAGUGUUUUGGGCCUCAGGAGUGACAGGAGUAGAAGCAAUUAUCAACAGCCGAGCUCCGUUAGCUUUUACUCAUUCUCCUGACUGCACGUUCAUUACCGACCUAGAGAAAGGUAAUGUCAGAGCCUCGGGAGGAGUCCCACAGGUCCACCGCAUCUCUCAAGAUCCUCUGCAUUUCAGCAUUGUGUCAGCAGAAGCAGCCCAAAAGAUAAAGACUCUAGAGACCCUCAUUGGAAUAGAUCCAGGAGAGCGGGGUAUAAGGCACCUGCAGCGCCAGGGUGAGCUGCUGGGGGCCUGCCUGGCCCUGUCCCACGCGGGCUCCGUGCUCAUCACCACGGGAUUUCCCACCCACUGGAGCCACCAGCCGCCCGAGGAGAACGACGGCCCCCCGGGAGCCCUCGCCAUCGCAGCCAUGCUGCAGGCCUUGGGGAAACGGGUUGCCAUGGUUACAGACCAGCGAGCCAUGGAUCUGAAUAAAAAGAUUAUUGAAGAAGCUGUUCAACUGGGAAUCCUGAAGGAGCCCAUCCCUCUAUUGAGUUAUCAAAGGGAAAGUGCCAAUUCAGCUUUAAUGUUUUUGUGUGAGAAUGGGAAUCCUGGAAGACCUAGAUUUGAUCACCUGGUAGCAAUAGAGCGUGCUGGGAUGGCUGCUGAUGGCAAUUACUACAAUGCCAGGAAAGUGAACAUUAAACAUCUCGUGGAUCCCAUAGAUGAACUAUUUUUAGCUGCACAAACCAUUCCAGGAAUCACAACAACAGGUGUUGGAGAUGGAGGAAAUGAACUAGGAAUGGGCAAAGUAAAAGAUGCUGUAAAGAAGCACAUAAAAAAUGGAGAUGUUAUAGCUUGUGAUGUUGAAGCUGAUUUUACUAUUGUAGCUGGGGUCUCCAACUGGGGCGGCUACGCCGCGGCCUGCGCGCUGCACGUGCUGCGCCGCUGCCACAGCCACGGGCGCUACCUGCGCAGGGCGCUCGGCGUGCCGCGCUCGCCGUGCCGCCGCGCCGGGCUGCCCUCCGUGCGCAAGGAAGAAAAGCUUCUGAAAACACUUGUGCAGCUCGGGGUCCGCAGUGGCAAAACUGCCAGUCUGGAGAUGGAAGUGGAUGGGCUGCCCUUCUACAGCACCCAUUCACUUAUGAUCGAACAGCUGCUGCAGGAAGCACAGCAGUGACUGCUCCUAAUGACUUCUGCAGGAAGGGUUGCUCCCAUAUCAUUCCCUUAUUUUUGAGGCUCUCUCAAGGCGUAAAAAAUCAGGAAAAGAUGACUUUUCAUCUCUGGUGUCUUGACCACACACAGCCUUUCAUUGUUUUCAGUACAACAUCUCUGUGAAACAAGAAGAGGAUAUGAUCCACUUGAUUUACCUUUUUUUUCUGUAAUUUUAAUGGAAAAUUGAAUUUUGUAAUUUUAUAAUUUUAUAAUGGAAAAUGAAUAUUAAAUGAUAUUAUAUAAUAAGAGGUGAUCUGGCUUUUACAAAAAAAAGCAUGAAAUUACAAUGAGAUAUGACUGCACUGCUGUUCUUGUUUUACUAACCUCAUAACUGCAACAGGAAGUAACUCUCAUAGCAACUUAGAUUUAAAAAUACUUGUGGUGAGGAAAACAGCUACAGUAGAGAGGAAGAUUCAAAACAAAACCUUCCUGUAGCCUCCCUCUAACACUGUGUUCUUAUGGAUAGUUUGUGGAAGUGUGAGGAGAGAAGGAGAAAAUUUUAACUGAGCUAAUGAAAAUAAGGGCAGCAUUCCACAUCUUCUGUGUAAAGGGUUGGCUGUGCCAUUACCCCCUGUCAUAUUAGUAAUUUGCCACUUACGUAUUUUGCCACUUUAUGGAUAAUAAAGUUGUAGACAUUUCAGAGUGUCCUGUUGUUACAAAGAAAUUAAUUGAAUACAAAAUAAUUAUUAAAAAUUAAUGAUUAGAAAUUAAAAUAUGAUUAGAAAAGAAUAAACAUUUGCAUUCAGUAUGAAAUAACAUUAUGUAAAUAAACCUUUACAUGAUUCCUGCUGUAGAAGUUCAGCUCCUGACAAGACCAAGUGAAGUAACAUUGAAUUUUAUCCCAUAGGAUUACUAACUCUGAAGCAGUACAUGACAAAUGGUUGUGAACUGUGCCCAGCUGUUGUCAUUUAAAGCUGUAAUUUUACCUUAACUGCAGGUGAGUGGCAGCACCACAGUGCUGCUGGCUGUCAGCCCUCCCAGCAGAGAGAGGAGGGUACAUUUGAACCCCUGGAACACUGGUGCUUUACCUGUCAUAAAAUGGAAGUUGCUUUAGUUGGACUCCAGCAGCGAGCAACACUUUAUAUCUCUUUUCCUUCCUGGCAGGACUCUUGUGGACAACUCGUAAAAUCCCACAGUAGGAGAAGACCAGCAGAAAGAAGGGGAAAAGGAAGCCAGCAGAGAAGCGAUAGUAAUUGACGUUGUGCUCCCAUUUCUUGAUGGGAUGAUGAUGCUCACAAUGGCAGCAGCCUUCAUGGUCCGAAAGCGCUGGAACCGAAAGGGGUGCACCACGGCCAGGUAGCGGUCGAUGGAGAUGCAGCACAGGAAGCCCA